GAUUAGCACGUUUUUAAUAAAUAACUGUGGACGACCAGUAUUCUUAAUGAGUUUUGCUAAGAAAGAUGAAGAUUUGGAGCAUAUCUUUCAUCAUAUUGACAAGACAGCAGUGCUUCAAGAAGCAAGAAUAUUUAAUAAAUCACCUAUUAAUCCGCGUGUCUGCCGUGUUUUAUUAAUGAAGAUUGCAUAUCUUUUACAUACGGGGGAUAACUUUGCUAUGAGAGAUGCUACAGAGCUAUUUUUUGGAAUAACAAAGCUUUUUCAGCAUAAGGAUGAGGCAUUGCGGCAAAUGGUUUAUGUUAUUAUUAAAGAAUUAGCUAGAACAGCAGAAAUAAUUAUUAUGAUUACAUCGAGUGUAAUAAAAGAUACGACAGUGAAUGUUGGUGCUAUAUAUAGACCAAAUGCUAUUCGUUCAUUGUCUAGAAUAGUUGAUGCUACGACAGUACCAACAGUAGAACGUAUUAUUAAAACAGCAAUUAUUGAUAAAACACCAUCAGUUUCGUCAGCAGGAUUAAUUUCAUCAUAUCAUUUGUUCACUAUUGCAAAAGAUAUUAUACGUAAAUGGGCGAAUGAAAUAUUUGAGGCACUUUUUUUAAAACCAGCAGUAAAUUUGUCUAUAAUACCAUAUCUAACGAAUCUAAAUAAUCGACAAAAUCAAAGUUUUAUUACUCAAUAUCAUGCUUUGGGUUUGUUGUAUCUUAUAAGGAAUCAUGAUCGUAUGGCAGUUAUGAAAAUGGUUCAGAAAUUUUGUAAUUAUCAUAAUCGAGGAUCCUCUAAUGGAAACAUUCAGCUUAAAAGUAAUUUAGCUGUUAUUUUGUUAGUGAGAUAUAUUGCAAAAGUGAUUGAAGAUGAUCAAAGUCAACGAUAUACUAUGUUCAAGUUAUUAGAAGAAUUUUUGCAUUAUAAAAAUGAUAUGGUUAACAUUGAGGCAGCAAAAAUAAUCCUUCAAAUGAGGGAUGUGACUGAGGAGGAAGCUUUACCAGCAAUAUCUGCGCUUAGGAUAUUUUUAUCAUCUCCUCGGACAAUUUGUAGGUUUUCUGCAAUUAGAAUUUUGAAUAGAUUUGCAAUAACAAAACCACAUUUGGUUGGAUGUUGUAAUUCUGAUAUAGAAAGUCUUAUUUCAUAUACUAAUAAAUCAAUUGCAACAUUUGCCAUAACGACUCUUCUUAAAACAGGAAAUGAGGUUAAUAUUGAUAAAUUGAUGAAGCAGAUUCAAGGAUUUAUGAGUGAUAUCACUGAUGAGUUUAAAAUUAUUGUUAUAGAUGCUAUUAGAUCAUCAUGUCUUAAAUUUCCAUCUAAGCAAGCUGUUAUGCUUUCUUUUUUGAACAAUGCUUUAAGAGAUGAAGGUGGAUAUGAUUUUAAAAAUUCAAUUGUUGAAACAUUGUUCGACAUGAUUAAAUAUAUUCCUGAAUCUAAAGAAGAUGCAUUAUCUAGUCUUUGUGAAUUUAUUGAAGAUUGUGAAUUUACAAAAUUAACAAUUAGAAUUCUUCAUACUCUUGGUAUAGAAGGGCCUCGUAUUAAUCAAUCAACUAAAUAUAUUCGAUAUAUAUAUAAUAGAAUUGUUUUAGAAAAUGCAUUAGUAAGAGCGGCUGCUGUGUCUGCUUUGUCGAAAUUUGGUCAAGGGUUAAAUAAUUCUGAGCUUAAGAUUAGUAUAAAGACAUUGCUCAAAAGAUGUUUAGAAGAUUCAGAUGAUGAAGUUCGAGAUCGUGCUAUUUUAAAUAUUAAAUUCUUAGAAGACGAUAAUAUUUCGGAUAUUUUUAAGAAUAGUAAUGCAUUUUCCCUUUCUGCUUUGGAAUAUCAACUUGUAUCUUAUAUUUCAUCUAAUUCCUUUGAAAAACAAUUUGAUACGUCAUCUAUACCAAUGAUUACUAAAGAAGAAAUGGAUGCUGAAUCAUAUAGACAAAAAAUGGCUGAAUUGGAAUCGUUGUCCACGUUAACUGAAGCGACUCAACAAUUAUCUGUUACAAAUAACUUUUCUGAAGAUAUUAUGCCUCAAUAUUCUAACAUUCUUCAAUCUAUUUCAGAAUUUAAGGAUUAUGGUCCUCUUCUAAAAAGUACUUCAAAACCGAUAGAAUUAACAGAAUCUGGAAUUGAGUAUUGUAUUACUGCAGUUAAACAUAUAUUCAAAGAGCAUAUUGUUCUUCAGUUUAAUCUUAUAAAUACUCUCUCUGAUGCUAUUCUAGAAAAUAUAUCAAUAGUCUCUGAACCUGAUGAUUCUUCAUUAAAAGAAGUGUGUAUUAUACAGGCACCAAGAGCAGAACAUAAUUCUUCUGUUUCUAUUUAUGUUUCUUUUUUAAGAGAGAAUCUAGAUUUUUUUGUUACUACAACUUUUACUAAUGUUUUAAAAUUUAUAACUAAAGAAAUAGAUCCAAGCACAGGUGAGCCAGAAAAAGUAGGAUAUGACGAUGAAUAUCAGAUUGAGGCUUUAGAAUUAUCUCCUGGUGAUUAUAUUUCUCCCAUUUAUAUAAAUAAUUUUAGUCAAGCUUGGGAUUCCUUAACAGAUAAAAAUGAAGUUGUAGAGACGUUUUCUCUUAGCUCAAUAACAUCUUUGCAGGAUGCGUGUUCUAAAAUUUCAGAACAAUUAUCUAUGCAACUUAUUGAGGGUACUGAUACUGUUACAAAUUCGUUUUUUCAUAUAAUGAAGCUUUCUGGCAAAAGUACAAAUGGCAAUACAGUUUUAGCUAUUGCUAAAUUAGCAUUUUCAAAAAAUGAAAUCACUUUAAAGCUAAGUGUUAGAAGUGAAAACAAGUUAGUAGCAACAUUGGUUGCAAAUGGAAUUGCAUAAAUGGAAUUGCAUAAAUGGAUGUAUCUUUUUUCAAAAAAGUCUUGUU
Messenger RNA from Pneumocystis carinii B80, 2831 nucleotides. RefSeq lists its product as hypothetical. Lineage: Eukaryota; Fungi; Ascomycota; Pneumocystomycetes; Pneumocystales; Pneumocystaceae. Gene Ontology annotation, biological process: intracellular protein transport; intra-Golgi vesicle-mediated transport; protein secretion. The transcript has 11 exons. Gene Ontology annotation, cellular component: Golgi membrane; endoplasmic reticulum-Golgi intermediate compartment; endoplasmic reticulum. The coding region runs from base 47 to 2785 and encodes 912 amino acids. Gene Ontology annotation, molecular function: structural molecule activity. The record is from RefSeq and is a predicted model, not a curated record.